This is a messenger RNA of Hippoglossus stenolepis (Pacific halibut), 1311 nucleotides long. It is a transcript of the gene cbx1b, whose product is annotated as chromobox homolog 1b (HP1 beta homolog Drosophila). The transcript is spliced from 6 exons. Gene Ontology annotation, cellular component: nucleus; pericentric heterochromatin. The record is from RefSeq and is a predicted model, not a curated record. Gene Ontology annotation, biological process: chromatin organization; negative regulation of transcription by RNA polymerase II. The coding region runs from base 242 to 847 and encodes 201 amino acids. Gene Ontology annotation, molecular function: chromatin binding. NCBI's taxonomy places the organism in Eukaryota, Metazoa, Chordata, Actinopteri, Pleuronectiformes, Pleuronectidae.
CACCGCCCCCCUCUGGCUGCCUGCAUGAGUAAAUCCACAUGUUCUAUAAUCUGUGUUGUCCAGCGGAUUCCUUCUUUUUUUUGAUUCCUCCUCUCAUUCCAGACGAAGGGGCGGCAUCGAACCAUUUUCAUCACAAACAGCGACGUGAACCGUAGAACCUCCGAGACAAAGCCUCGUUGUUUUCAAACCUCCCUCCAGCGCCAGUGACUGAAAGGAACCUGCUGGUCCCCGGGUCCACCUGAUGAGCAUGAGCCUGAAAACAGAACCCUCUAACGAUGGUCCCGCUGUUACAGAAGAGGUGAGCAAAAUGACUCCGCCUGAGAAGAAGGAGAAGAAGCCAGACGAUGUGGCUGAGGAGGAGGAGGAGGAGGAAGAAUAUAUUGUGGAAAGGGUCCUGAAUCGGCGAGUGGUGAAAGGGAGAGUAGAGUAUCUUCUCAAGUGGAAAGGCUUCUCUGAAGAAGAUAACACGUGGGAGCCCGACGAUAACCUGGACUGUCCAGAUUUGAUUGCAGAAUUUCUGCAGUCCCAGAAAACCGCUCACGAUGGAAAGAGGAAGGCGGCCGGAGAGGCAGAGGGAGACGAGAGUAAAUCGAAGAAGAAGAAAGACGACCCAGAGAAGCUCCGGGGCUUCGCUCGAGCUCUGGACCCAGAGAGGAUCAUCGGGGCCACAGAUUCCACAGGAGAACUCAUGUUCCUCAUGAAAUGGAAAAACUCUGACGAGGCCGACUUGGUGCCGGCGAAGGAGGCCAACGGGAAGUGUCCGCAGGUCGUCAUCGCGUUCUACGAAGAGAGACUCACUUGGCACUCGUAUCCCACCGAAGACGAGAAAAAGGAGGACAAAAACUAACACAGGGCGAAGAAAGAGAAUUUCAUUGUACUUUCAACAGGGGGGGGAGCAGAGACAAGUAAGACACCACUGGACUCAUUCGUCUCUUGGUGUCGUAUCACUCAUUCGGUUCUUUUAUCUGGAUAUAAACUAAAUGUAUAUAAGCUUCAGGUCCAUCUGAAUUAAGACAGUGUUCAUUCUCAGUAUCCAUUUGAGUUUUAACGAGUCGUCCGACAAUUUCAGUCUGAUCUCCACACGACAUCUCGCUGCGACGUGGAAUCAGUGCGCUGACGUUUUAAUUUCAUUAUCGUGCCAUUUACUCGGUUCACCGGUGCUUUUCCGAGGGCGACACCGUUUCCUCUUAGCUGUUACCUUAGGACUUGGUGUACGGUGAUGAAGUCUCUCUUUCAGUGAGUCGUUCUCUGUAGUGUUUUUCAUUGUGUUUUGCUUCUCACUUUUUGAAAAUAAACCACUUUUUGUUACUG